Onthophagus taurus is the source of this 4167-nucleotide messenger RNA. It is a transcript of the gene loh, whose product is annotated as thrombospondin type 1 domain containing lonely heart. Gene Ontology annotation, molecular function: metalloendopeptidase activity. The record is from RefSeq and is a predicted model, not a curated record. Gene Ontology annotation, cellular component: extracellular matrix. Gene Ontology annotation, biological process: proteolysis; extracellular matrix organization. NCBI's taxonomy places the organism in Eukaryota, Metazoa, Arthropoda, Insecta, Coleoptera, Scarabaeidae.
UGUACGUUAGGCCUUAACUUUGAGCGUUAAGACCUAACACAGUUCAGUUCGAUCGCUUAGUCGUCCUCUGCAGCUCUAACAGUAAGCUUUAUAGGCCGGUUACAGAUCGUUUAUUACACGUGCGCUUCGCGAAAAUAGAAAAAAAUUUAUAAAUAUUUUUGGCGAACAAUUUAAAAAUAAAAACCAUAAAAUUAUUUUAAAUAAAUUUUUUAAUUAUGUGAUUUCUUUUCAAUGUUUAUUUUGAUUUAUUUUUAUAACUGUUGGUGUUUUUGUGUUUUUCGUACUAAUAUGUAGUGUGAAGUGGGUGUUUUAUUCGAAAAUUUUCUUGAAAUAUAACUUUGCAGGAUGCGCAGGUCCAAGUUCGUUUUCAGGGUUCUUAUAGCUUUUAUCCUGUUAAAUGUUUGCCUCUCCAACGAUUCACAAUCACCAACCCGCGCUAAAUUAACGACAAAGAGAAAAUACCCAUCGAAAGUCUACGAGAUGUACAAGGAAAGACUACUUAAGACGAAAGUCCCGAAAGUUGCUGGCGUUUGGUCGGCUUGGAGCCAAUGGUCUUCGUGUUCGAGAACUUGCGGAGGUGGAAUUAUGUAUCAAAUUAGGAAUUGCGUAUCGAAACCAGAUUCAUCACCCAAUUUAAUUAAUACUACGAUAAUUAGUGGUGAUAGUAAAGAAAAAUUCGCCUAUAAACAUAGAAAACGACGUCACGAAAAAGUGAAGAAAUUAAAUCAUUGUGUUGGUCUUUACAAAAGAAUUCAUUUAUGCAACAAUCAAGAAUGUCCAUUUCAUAGAGAUUUUCGAGCAGAACAAUGCGCGAGUUUUAAUCAUAGACCCUUUAAGGGAAUCCCCUACAUCUGGGAACCAUAUAUAAAAGAAGGAGACGAAUGCGCUUUAAAUUGUUUAGCAAUUGGUGGUGGAUUUUAUGCAACUCUUAACCAAACCGUAAUCGAUGGAACUUCGUGCUUUAAACCAACGACAAACACAGGUAAAUCAGCUCCAUUAGGAAUAAGAGGGGUUUGCGUCGAAGGACAUUGUAAGGUCGUUGAGUCUGAAGAAUAUACAAGUAGAACCGUUCGUAGUGGAGGAUUUUAUUCCGUAGGCCCAAAUUUACUUCUAAAAUCCAAACAAGAUCAGACUAUAUCUUCAAAUGGAAUAAUAGGUGCUUUAGAUGAAUCCCAAGAAGAAUGUGCAGCUUGUUCAAAAGGGAAUUGCAAAAACGUUUCUGGUCUAUAUACAAGACCAGAUUUAACUGACGGCUACAAUUUUGUAGCUCAAAUUCCCCCGGGAGCUUGCAGAAUUCUAGUUCAGCAAUUAAAACCCACCAGAAAUAUCAUCGCACUGAGACACAUAAACGGAACUUCGAUUCUAAAUGGAGACUGGAUGUUCGCAAAUAGUAAAACAACGGAAGGAGCUGGUACAAAAUUCAACUACAGGAAACAGGAUGCGACCUCCCUAGAGACAAUAACAUCACCCGGACCCACGAACGUCCCGGUGGAAAUAAUGAUUGUAGCGUAUCAACAAAAUCCGGGUAUUAAAUACGGAUAUUCGGUGCCGCCGGAAACUGAUGAACAAAUCGCCCCACCAUUAAUCCAACAAAUGUCAAACGAUAUCGGUCUUGAACCGAGACGUUUGGAUGUUAACCAUCAUCAGAAAGACGAAGGUAAACCGACUACUCAUCGGAGAAUUCGUCCACGAAGACGUUUUGCUUGGAAAAUAACCGGAUUAGGACCGUGUACAAAAACUUGCGGUGGCGGAGUUCAAACCCCUAUUUUAACUUGCGUAAGAGAAAUAUCCCAAACCCCAGUCCUCCAAAAACGUUGCAACCACUUAGAACGACCUCCAACCAUCCCAGUUUCGUGUAACACACAAAAGUGCCCAGAAAUAAAUUGGGGCGGACAUUGGGGGCCGUGCACUGGUUCUUGUGGGGAAGGUGUACAAAAUUACCUUUUGAAAUGUAUGGAGGAGGAACCCCAAACCGGACGAAUGCUGACUGUUGAUGAUGGAAGAUGUCCACAACCGAAACCAACAGCAUCUAGUCGAUCUUGUACAUUACCGAGUUGUGAAAAUAGUAUUUUAAAUGCACUUCCACAAACUGUUGAGGUUGACAAUAGAAAAAGUUAUCAUAAGUGGCAUGUUAGUCCAUGGAGUCAGUGUUCUGUUACUUGCGGAACAGGUCAUCGUACAAGAGAAGUUUCAUGUCCUUCAACGCAAUGUCGUCCCGAUUUACGUCCAACACACGCAGAACAUUGCGAUGAAGGUCCUUGUCCCGAUCCAACCGGAAAACCAUCAAAUUGGCUCCUAAGCGAAUGGUCUCAAUGUUCAGAAACUUGCGGUACCGGAAAUCAAACGCGACGAGCUCAUUGUUACCGCGAUAAUUGUAACGAUGAUGACGGAACUAAACCAGAAACUGUUCGAGCUUGUUCAUCGGAUAAAGAAUGUUCAGGACGAUGGUUUACUGGACCUUGGGGUCCUUGCUCCGAUACAUGCGAUGGACAAGGAAGGGAAAUUCGGGAGGUUCUUUGUGUUAUUAAGGUUAAAGGGCAGACGAGAUUGGGGGUUGAGAUGAUGUGUCCUGGUCAUAAUCGACCGGAAAGUGAAAGGUCAUGUCGGGGACAUUGUAACCCGACGUGGUAUUCAGGGGAGUGGAGCAUUUGCGAUGGAAAUUGUCCGGAGGGGAGUCAAAGUAGGGAGGUUAGAUGUUUUGAUGUUAACGGGAGGUAUUCGGCCGCUUGUAAUGUAGAAGAAAUGCCGAAUUCAAGGAGGGAUUGUGUCUGUAAUAAAAAAGAGGAUCAUCGGGAUCAUAGGUAUAAACCUGUUCAAGAUGAACCACCUGUAGAUAGAAAUUGUGUGGACAAAGUAAAAACUUGUCACUUGGCUGUACAAGCAAGGCUUUGCCGUUACGAUUACUACACAACCCACUGUUGCGUAUCCUGUAAUAAGGCUGGACAAGAUCUACAACAGUAAAUUGUCAAAAAAAAAUCGGUUUUUGGUUUGAGAAAAAAGUGUUGGAUCAGUAGAAGAAAGAAAACGCUGUGAUUGGUUCUUUUUUUGUAAGAAGUUUUCUUUAAACUUUUAAGACAGGUAAGUUGAGUAAAAACAGUUAAGUUUAAAGAAAGAGGGUGUAUUAAAAAAAAACGGUUUUGAAAAGGGGACGAAAAGGAAAAAUUACGAAAGCGAAAACGAAUAAGCAAUAAUUAAACAAAAUAAUACCUUUUUUUAUGGAGAUAUGCAUGAUUAACAACUAAUAAUAAUUUUAGAUGAUUAAUACAAAAAUAAAUUAAAAUAAUUCGCGCACCUUCCCCUUUUUUAUAAAUUUACUCGUAAAUAGUGUAAAUCGCUUUGUAAAUUUCUCUCGAUAAUAAAAAAAUAUACGUAAAUGGAGUGGUUAUAAAAAUCAUUUCUCUCAAUACUCAAAGAUCGCGCCAUCUAAUGAGUACAUACAGAAAAGUGAUUUUAUAGUGAUUCUUUGUAAAAGAGGAAUUUACAAAAAAUUUUAGAUGUCUGUGAUUGUCUUAUACUAUUAACAUUUCACUUACUUAAACUAGGUUUAUUUUUUUUAUAGUCGAAUAGCUCUAAUUUUUAAUGAUUAAAGCUAGAAAAAUAAUAAUUGUUAGCUUCCCCCUUGAUAAUAAUUAAAUUAAAUAAAUAAAUCAAAAUCAGUCGCUAAAACUACCAUUAGACUAAUGUAAUAGAUCAAUUUCUAUGUAGGGCUUGUCAAUUAUUGUUAUUAUUACCUUGUAUUUAACUAAUUAUUACCUUAUAAUUAAUAAUUUACAAUUUGUAUUGAAUAAUCAUUACGCGUAUUUAAUUAAUUAAUUGUAACUUUUUGCACUGCCAUUCUGAGUUAGAAUCGAAAGAAAAAAAAAUACCCAAAGAAACGUUUUUAUUUUUUGAGUUUUAGCAAUUUUUUUAAGUAUUGUGUUGAAUAAAAUAAAAUCUAGAAAAAAAUGAAUUAAAAUAAACCCAACAAGAUUCUUUUUGUUAUCUUAUCGGGUUUGUUUUAAACGUUUUUGGAUGUUAUAAAAUAUUAAUAUGUGCUACUUUUAACGAUAAUGUCAUGAAUAAAAGUAUUACUAGGCUUCCGUUUUCUGUAUUUAUUAGUUAUAAAAAAAAAUAUUAAAAAACGUCGAUGAUUAAAUGAAAAUAAUAAUAAAAACGAUGUGGAUGUUU